AUACGAGACACGCCUCUUCUUUCUCCCCACACGUGAGCAGUGCCAAUGCAUCUCGAGAAGAAUAUAGAUGGUCUGAAGUGUAACAGCCCUGCGCAGCGUCCAGAACAUCAUGGAACCGACUUCACUCGAUAAAGCAUCAUAUCGAUCGCUUCCUCACAAGGUAUUGGGCAUGCCAUCACGCAACGUUUGCCUCGACUGAGAAGAUGGCGACGUCAGGGACAAUUGGCAAUUCUCAUGCUCGCGCGCAUCGCUGAGCCUCUGGCCGCAUCCUCAAUACAAGUUGGACAUCUCUCCCCCCCACUAACCAAGGCAGAACUCAUACUCACCACUUUGAAAGUCUUACAUGUUUUUCCAGCUCCGACACUUCGACCCGUCUGCAGGUCCUGCGACCAUCUCCGCCCAAGCAGGUCUGAUCCUCAGCUCGAAAACCGCCGCUCAUGUAAGUACCGGACUGUUCUGGGGGAGGUUUGCCGACUCGGAAUAUGGAAGCAGGAAGCUGGUCCUCGUUGUCGGACUGGUGUCGUCGGGAGUAGCAAUGCUGGGCUAUGGCUUUUCGGAAUCGAUAGAAGCCGCUGUGGCGUGGCAGGUACUGGAUGGCAUCUUGAACAGCUCGAUAUCAAUGAUCCGAUGCUUGACUGCCGAGCUCUAUCCGGAGAAAAGGUAUCGCGUCCGCGCCCUGACUCUCCUUCCCCUAUGUGCCUCCGCCGGUAUGUUUGCCGGACCGCUCCUGGGAGGCUUUCUGUCGUCUCCAGGCGGAGACGACGGGAAGGGCCGGGCGAUACGAUAUCCUUACGCUGCGCCAAAUAUUGCCGUCGCGGCUUACAGUUUCAUCCUGGCGGCGUUAGUGUCACUCGGGUUGGAGCACAGUCGUGAGAAUAUGCAGAACGGCGGACGAUCCAUCUUUCGUCGCUUCUGGAAUGCAAGGCAGAUGCAGCCCCCAGACCACUUGAACCAAGGCGACAAUGCAAAUGCGACGUGUACCGAAAGUGCACCCUUGCUGCAUGAUAGGCUGGCUCCUCACCAGCAGUCAGAUCCUAUUCCCUCCAGUACUCCGGAUGACAUUUCCCCCGAAACCAUUCAACCACGUCGACGGCGCCCCCGGUUCCGCCAGAUAUGGACCCCGAACGUUUUGAGCACGAUGCUCGCUCACUUCAUAAUAUCGGGGCACCUGGGCACGUUCUCGAGCCUCUGGGCCAUCUUUCUCAGCACGCCGCCCGGCGCGGAGGAGAACCGUUCGCCGUGGUCCUUCUCCGGCGGUCUCGGCAUGGACGCCCGCGGAGUGGGGGUCAUUGUGACCUUGCUGGGAGCAAUGAGUGUGCUGUCGCAGAUCAUCGUCUAUCCAUGCCUGCACGACCGAUUCGGCACGGUCGGCGUGUGGCGAGCCGCCCUCUAUUUCUUCCCGGCGACAUAUCUCCUCGCGCCGUUCAGCGCGUUGUUGGCGUCGGACUCGGCAACCGCGGCCGACCGGGCCCUGCUGUACAUCGCCGUUCUGGGCGUGUUGCUGCUCUUCAACGCCGGGCGCACCGGGGUUGCCCCGGCCACGUCGUUGCUGAUCAACGACUGCACGCCUCACCCCAGCGUGCGGGCGACGAUCCAUACCAUGGGGACGAUUGUCGGGAAUUUGGGCCGGUCGGUGUUCCCCGCGAUCAUCCUCCCGGUCUACGGUCUUGGUCUUGCGGUCGGAGUGGCCGGUCUCGGGUUCUGGGCUCUGGCUGCUCUGGCUGUGGUCGCGUGUCUCGUCAGCGGGCGCGUCGUGGAGGGUGCUAACGGAAAAGAUGUUUCGCUCCAAGAAUGAAAAAAGUAAGGACGAGCCAAGGGAGGUUUCUUAGUACUGAUGUAUUCAAUGCACUGCCCAGCGCGACGAAGGGCGGCAGCAUGUGAACAGGUCUGGAGAAACUAACCCACUCACGGCCGUCGUCGUUGAGAGUUGCACCCACCCCCGAACACCCCAAAAAGGUGUUUGACAGUUCCCGGACAAAUUUGCUAUCGAGAGCGGGUCUAAGUACUGUGUCUAUAGCCAGUACUGCUGAUGCCAGUCAAAUAUAUCAUAC
This is a messenger RNA of Cladophialophora immunda, 2051 nucleotides long. RefSeq lists its product as hypothetical. Lineage: Eukaryota; Fungi; Ascomycota; Eurotiomycetes; Chaetothyriales; Herpotrichiellaceae. The record is from RefSeq and is a predicted model, not a curated record. Bases 344 to 1795 code for a protein of 483 amino acids. Gene Ontology annotation, molecular function: transmembrane transporter activity. Gene Ontology annotation, biological process: transmembrane transport. The transcript has 2 exons.